AUAUGAGUAGUCUUCUGUCUCCAUUAAGGCCACAAAAUUCUGGAGAAGGAAUUUGGAGAGGAGUUUUACUCAAGUUUGAGGAUGGACAGAGACAAGUAAGAUUAGUUUGCUUCCUUGAGCUUUCAUUCUUUAGGGCUGCUUACAGUCAUAGGAGAUCUGGUAUUUUGGGAAAGGGGGAUGAGGUAGCAACUAGAAGGUGGAUCUUCCUUAGGAAAGCACCAAGGAUUGGCUCACCGAUCUCUUCCCCCAGUGCUGGCGAAGAGUUGCGGAAGGUGGACUGUAAACAUAGGCAAAUAUUGACAGAAGUCAAGGUCAUGGCAAGACCAUUUGGCCCACAUUGUUGGGGGAAGGAUAAACCUGCAGUUCAAAAAGAUUGGUUAACUGGAUUUGAGCUGGAAACUGGGAAAUUUCCGGAGCUAAGUUUUUAAACUGGUAGCUCUUUUACCUUUUUUGGGGGGUCUCUUCGCAAAGUCUCUCCAUACCAACUUCCUUACUGCUGUUCUUAUUUCCCGUUGUUACUGCUGUUCUUAUUUCCUGUUGUAGGAUUUUUUUUUUUUCAUAUUCUCCAGAAAAGGGAAAUCAAUAUCAUUUCUUCUCUAGGAGGGAAGUGGUUAGUGUUCUCUUAAGUGGUAUUAGAAGAUCUAUUUUGAACUAAAGCUGGUGUCUGGGCUGGGUUAAUUCCAGCCUGGGUCAAGUAAUCACCAGAUGUUUUAUCAGUUUGUGUGCUGUCUUGUGGUUGUGUGGCUGAUUUCUGCUUCAGAUGAGAAUUGUUCGGAGCUUCCCCCAGUGGAUAACAGCAUAUUUGUUGCAAAGGAGGUAGAAGGACAGAUUCUGGGGACUUACUUUUGUAUUAAGGGCUACCACUUGGUAGGAGAAAGAACCCUUCUGUGCAAUGCCACUAAGGAAUGGAGUGCUCCCACUACUAAAUGCCGCUUGGGCCACUGUCCUGACCCAGUGCUGGUGAACGGUGAAUUCAAUUAUUCGGGGCCUGCAAAUGUAAGUGACAGAAUCACCUUUAAGUGCAACGACCACUACAUCCUGAAGGGCAGUAAUUGGAGCCAGUGUCUAGAGGACCACUCCUGGGCACCUCCCUUUCCCAUCUGCAAAAGCAGAGACUGUGGCCCUCCGGGGAAUCCACCUCAUGGCUAUUUUGAAGGAAAUAAUUUCACUUUUGGAUCUACCAUUACUUAUCACUGUGAAGAGGGGUACCGCUUAGUGGGCACGCAGGAGCAGCAUUGCACGGAUGGGGACUGGAGCAGUGCGCUUCCAUUGUGUGAGCUGAUCCAGAAAGCGCCCAAACCAGUCCCACUGGCUGAGUGUGAGAAGGCACUUCUUGCCUUUCGGGAGACUAAGGAUCUUUGCAAAGCGACAAAAAACUUCAUACAACGAUUAAAGGAAGAUGACUUGACAAUGAAGGAACUGAAAUAUUCUCUGGAAUUGAAGAAAGCUGAGUUGAAGGCAAAAAUGUUGUAACACUGUAGCUGAACAGAUUGGUAAUAGUAAUAUAUCUAUGAAUAAAUUUUCCUCCUGGUUCUGAAA
This is a messenger RNA of Nycticebus coucang (slow loris), 1539 nucleotides long. It is a transcript of the gene C4BPB, whose product is annotated as complement component 4 binding protein beta. The record is from RefSeq and is a predicted model, not a curated record. NCBI's taxonomy places the organism in Eukaryota, Metazoa, Chordata, Mammalia, Primates, Lorisidae. Gene Ontology annotation, biological process: negative regulation of complement activation, classical pathway. The transcript is spliced from 6 exons. Bases 706 to 1473 code for a protein of 255 amino acids.